CCUACUUAAAAUCCCUGUGUAUCGUAAAUAAAGCGAUGUUUACACAUUUAAUAGUGAAUAACAAUUAAUGUUGUUAUAAAAAGUUUCAAAGAAUCGAUGGAGGUGAAUAUCGAAAUGUUAUCACCGUGCAUGCUUAUCAUAUCACACAUUCGGUCGAUUACGGCAGAUUACUUAACCUUAAUAUUAUUUAGCGGGAUGUUCGUGACCAGGAGAAAGUCAUAUUAAUAAUUGUUUAAAAAAACAAUUUAAAAUUAAUUAACCAAUCCACUAAGAAUUCCAAUAAGAAUGCUGUUGAAGCUAAUAAGAAUAAUGGAUUACUUAAAGGACCCUCAAUUAGUCGCAUUGAUUCAACAAUUUUUUGGUGUCAAAAUACAUUACAAUAGGCAUAAAAAAACAUUCCAAGAGGAAGAGAAAAAAUGUAACACAAAAGUCAACGAAAAUAAAGAAAAUUAUAUUUCAACUUGCCAUAAAAAGAUAAAUGAUUGUGAUGCAAACCAACGAUUGAAUGUAUACACAAAGCAAGUUAAUUCUUCGGAACAAAGAACAAUUGAAACGGACAAAGGAGUUUUGAUGGUAUCAAAUAAUCCAAAUUACACAAUCACUAAUUCAUUUUGGUAUUAUACAUUUGUGUUUGGAACUGAGUUAGGAGACGAGAUCUUUUAUUCAACUUUUCUACCUUUCUUGUUUUGGAAUAUUGAUGGAGCUGUUGGUCAAAGAGUAGUCUUAGUAUGGGGUAUUAUUAUGACAAUUGGGCAGAUACUAAAAGAUAUAAUAUGUUGGCCUAGACCAGCGUGUCCUCCAGUAGUCAGAUUACAAGAUAAAUGGUCACAAGAAUAUGGAAUGCCAUCCACUCAUGCUAUGGUUGGUUUGACAAUACCGUUUAGUGUAAUAUUAUUUACAAUGAACAAAUAUAUUUAUCCAUUUUCUGUCGGUUGCAUUAUCGCAUCUCUUUGGUGUACACUUGUCAGUAUGAGCAGAUUGUACCUAGGUAUGCAUACUGUGCUAGAUAUUGUGGUCGGAUUAGCGUUAACGAUCGCAUUAAUGAUUCCAUUGGUACCCUUAGUGGACAUAACAAGUCCUUAUAUUGUUACAAAUUUUUGGCUUUUAGCGAUGCUGAUUGCAAUCAGUAUUGCCAUUAUUGUAUAUUAUCCAUCCAACUCUAAGUGGACACCUACUAGAAGCGACACUGCCAUGGUUGUAUCAGUCACAACAGGAGUUCAUACAGGAGCAUGGCUCAAUUAUUAUACUGGUCUAUUAAGGGUAUCACAAUUUUUACCACCAUUUCAUAUCAUUUGGCCAACAUACUCCGUGCUUGGUCGUCUAAUUAUUAGAACUGCACUUGGCUUGUCUGGCAUUGUUGUAACAAAAACUUUCUGCAAAUCAUUCAGUUAUAUUAUAAUAUGUGGCAUAUUGCAAAUUAAUUGGAGGGAACUUAUAAAGUGUCAAGAUUACAAUAGUCAAAACAAGGUGUUCGUCGAUCUAGUCUAUAGAUAUGUAUUUUGUUUCAUGUUAGGUGUAAAUACAGUGUAUCUGUUGCCACAAAUUUUUAACAUUGUAGGUAUCGAACGACCAGCAUUCUACACGGAAAUAUGAAAAAUUUAGCGUGCAAUUUGUUGAUAAAUUUAUAUUGUUCUAUGAAAUAUAUUUGAAAUCUUGUUUGUUUAUUGAGCUUUUAUAAAGUUCCAGAAAGAUAAUUUAUUUUCAUUU
Trachymyrmex cornetzi is the source of this 1707-nucleotide messenger RNA. Its product is annotated as sphingosine-1-phosphate phosphatase 2. The transcript has 5 exons. Gene Ontology annotation, cellular component: endoplasmic reticulum membrane. Gene Ontology annotation, biological process: sphingosine metabolic process. Lineage: Eukaryota; Metazoa; Arthropoda; Insecta; Hymenoptera; Formicidae. Gene Ontology annotation, molecular function: sphingosine-1-phosphate phosphatase activity. Bases 286 to 1593 code for a protein of 435 amino acids. The record is from RefSeq and is a predicted model, not a curated record.